AUGUUCAACAACAAACAUUGGAUCACAUCAACACUAUUAACUCUAUUUGUAUUCUUGUUAAUUAAUUUCAUUAAAUGUGAUAGUAAUGAAUGUAAAUGUGAAUAUUGUAAUUGUGGUGGAUUUACUUGUAAUAUUAAACCAAAUCAAUAUAAUGUAGCAACUGCUUAUUGUGAUUAUGCACCAAAUACCUAUGUUAGUUACAUUUCAGUUCAAUUGAAAUCUUCAUCUGAUAAAAUUACAGUUAAAACAAUGCCAUACAGUGAUAAUAGUAAUACAGGUGGUAGUGGUUUGAGUGGUUUAUCAUCAUCUGGUUCAGUUUCAUGUUAUCAAGGUUCUUCAUUCAUGACAGAUACUUCUAUUAAUAGAUAUAUAACCUAUUUUACUUGUGAUAGUAAUGGUUUUAGUUGUACUUCAUCUCAAUUUGACACCAUGUCAUAUUGUACUGAUAAGACCAUUACAGUUAAUAAUUUAUUAUUAACAUCUGAUAAGAGUAUAAUUAAUAGUGGUGAUUUAAUUAAUUUUAAAACCUAUUUACGAGAUUCACAAAAUUCAACACUCUCCACCAAAGCAAGUGUUUCAUUGAGAAUUGAAAAUGGAAUUUCACCACUUGUUUUAUAUAAUAUUGAUAGUGGAAGAUCGUAUUUUUCUGAGGGUGGAAUUGGUGAUUUUAGUGGUGCUAUGAUAAAAUCAAAACAAAAUCAAACUGUUACAUUGUUAGCUAAAUAUGUACAGAGUGGUAAAUUUUUAGAAUCUAGAUUGAAUGUUAAUGUGAUGGGUGAUCCUACUUUUAAUAGUGCUAAUACAUUGAUGAGUGGUGGUGGUUUUGGUUGUUUAUUUUUGAUUUUAAUUAUUAGUUUUAUUGCUUUUUAA
Naegleria gruberi is the source of this 870-nucleotide messenger RNA. RefSeq lists its product as uncharacterized. The record is from RefSeq and is a predicted model, not a curated record. NCBI's taxonomy places the organism in Eukaryota, Heterolobosea, Eutetramitea, Acrasida, Naegleriidae. The coding region runs from base 1 to 870 and encodes 289 amino acids. The transcript has a single exon.